Molecule: messenger RNA, 17449 nt
Organism: Orcinus orca (killer whale)
Lineage: Eukaryota; Metazoa; Chordata; Mammalia; Artiodactyla; Delphinidae
Gene: TTF2
Product: transcription termination factor 2
Exons: 25
Coding region: 47-3568 (1173 amino acids)
Molecular function (GO): zinc ion binding; ATP binding; ATP-dependent chromatin remodeler activity
Source: RefSeq, a predicted model, not a curated record
CGUUGGGGGUGGGGGUGAUUUCGGGGAAGAGGAAAGAAGUAGUGGGAUGGACGUGGUUGGGUGUCCACGGCACGGGACCUUAUGUUUUCUGAAGACUGGCGUCCGAGAUGGCCCGAAUAAAGGAAAGAGCUUCUACGUGUGCCCGGCGGACACAUGCAGCUUCGUGCGGGCCACCGACAUUCCUGUUUCUCAUUGUUUAUUGCAUGAGGACUUUGCGGUAGAGCUUCAGGGUCUGUUUCUAUCACAGGGCGAGAAAGAAUACAGGUUAUUCUUCCGAUGUGUUAGAAGUAAGGCAGAGGGGAAGCAAUGGUGUGGAAAUAUCCCAUGGCAGGAUCCUAAUUCCGAAGAACAUUCUGUAACCAGUAAGUCUCAGCAUGCCUCUGAGAUAUCUCGUUAUCCUUCCAGCCAGCAGAGAAACCCGUUCAAGUUAAUUGACAAGAAUCAAGAACCAUCCCUCCGGAAGCAGUUCAUCAAAGGUGAAGAUGAGGAAAAGACAGCUCAUAAGAAGCAAAGGGAAAAGAGAGAUCCACUCCUGGAUCAAAAGAAGGAACAGAAGCCUGAAUCUAAGUGCUGGAUGGAGGAAGAUCUCUCAUCUGGCCUGGUGGUAAAGGAAAAACAAUCGGCUGUUCAAGAGAUGCAGCGAGGGGAGAAGACAGAGUUUCGUAGUGCUGCAAAGGAGGUUGAAGGGGUGCACAAAAGAAACCUAUUUGAGAUGAAAUCCAAACAGGUCCGUGGGAAUGAGCUGAGAGAACCGUCUGCAUCUCAGGAGAAGUCAAAUGGUGAGAGGCAUUCUCUCCAAAAAGAAUCAGAACCUCCAAGGGAAAAGGAAACUAAGCCUUUGCCUGGAAUUGUUCACAGUCAACACCCAAUAAGCCAGUCCCUGAAAGGGGGACACCUCAGCAAGGAGCACCCCAAGAGCUGGGAGGCUAGAGAAACAAAGGCAAAGAAGGACGCAAGCACGCAGACCCUCCAGAAAAGUCUGCUCCAGGGCCAUUUGCAGGCACAGCCGGAGACCCGGGGCACGCCUGCUCCAAAGGGACCGGCUGCUCAGCCUGCACCACUGGCCACAGGGCACCCCCAGGGAGAGAUGCGAGACGCCGAUACAAGCAGUGGUGACAGUGAGGAAGGUGAUGUUGUUUUUUUUUCCUCUAAGCCAGGGAGCCCCUUGCUCUUUGACUUGACUCUAGACUCACAGAAGAAGAAGAACCUUAAAUUCCCUGGUCAGAGUGUGCAAAGAAAAAUUUCUCCUGACUCAGGCGUUUCCAAGAAGGGAGAACCUUCAGACCCAGAAGCCCAACGUGUGUACCUCACAACACAGCUGAAACAAAAGAAGAGCACAUUGGCAUCUGUGAACAUCCAGGCUCUUCCAGACAAGGGUCAGAAGUUGUUCAAGCAACUUCAGGAGCUGGAGGAUGCGCUGAGUGCCCUGGCCCUCUCCCCAGAGCAAGGCACUAAUGAGAAGAGUAACACUCAAGCACCACAGCAGAGUAACUUCACCAAAACGACCACUGAUCCUCCCCACUUGGUGCCUCCCAAACCCCUGCAGGGCCGGGAUCUCCAGCCUCUGGGUUGUCUAGGACUGAAGGCUGCCCGCCAGGAGGCUGCUGGAGGGUCUGAUCAGUGCUGUGGAGGUAAUCUCGAUUUGUACGCAGGCCCUAUGAGCCAAGGUCACCUUCGCGCAGUGUGGCAAAUCACAAGUGAAGCCAUUGAUGAGCUGCAUCGAUCACUUGAGUCACGUCCUGGCGAGACAGCUGUAGCAGAGGAUCCAGCUGGGUUGAAGAUCCCUUUGCUGCCGCACCAGAAGCAGGCAUUAGCCUGGCUGCUAUGGCGGGAAGGUCAGAAGCCACGAGGAGGAAUCCUGGCGGAUGAUAUGGGGUUAGGAAAAACCCUCACAAUGAUUGCACUCAUCCUGACCCAGAAGAACCAAGAGAAAAACAAAGAAAAGGACAAAACCACGGCUUUGGCUUGGCUUUCCAAAAAUGACUCCUCUGAGUUCACUUCCCAUGGAACACUAGUCAUCUGUCCUGCUUCCCUGAUCCAUCACUGGAAAAGUGAGGUGGAGAAACGUGUGAGCAGCAACAAACUAAGAGUCUAUCUGUAUCAUGGGCCAAACCGGGAUCAGCAUGCAAAAGUCCUCUCCACAUAUGACAUCGUGGUCACUACCUACAGCCUUCUGGCCAAGGAGAUUCCCACAAAGAAGGAAGAGGGAGAGAUGCCAGGUGCAAACCUCAGUGUGAAGGGUGUCUCAUCACCUUUGCUUCGAGUAGUCUGGGCUCGAAUCAUAUUGGAUGAAGCUCACAAUGUUAAGAAUCCCCGAGUGCAGACUUCCUUGGCUGUGUGUAAGCUCCAGGCCCAAGCCCGUUGGGCUGUCACUGGAACCCCCAUUCAGAACAACUUGUUGGACAUGUAUUCACUGCUGAAAUUUCUCCGUUGUUCUCCAUUUGAUGAACUCAGUCUGUGGAGGAGUCAGGUUGACAAUGGUUCAAAGAAAGGAGAAGAACGGUUAAAUAUUUUAACCAAGAGCCUUUUGCUGAGGAGAACAAAAGACCAGCUGGACCCCACCGGCAAGCCCUUGGUGGUGCUCCCCCAGCGUAAAUUUCAGUUGCACCAUUUAAAGCUUUCUGAAGAUGAAGAAAAUGUUUAUAGUGUCCUUUUUGCAAGAUCAAGGUCAGCUCUGCAAUCUUAUCUAAAAAGACAUGAAAGUCGGGGCAGCCAAUCUGGAAGAAGCCCUGAUAAUCCAUUCAGUAGAGUGGCCCAGGAGUUUGGGUCCAGUGGGCCUGGGCUCUCCGUGGCAGCAGACUCGCAGACAUCUAGCACCGCCCACAUACUGUCACAGUUGCUGAGACUCCGCCAGUGUUGUUGUCAUCUUUCUCUACUGAAGUCGGCCCUGGAUCUGAAAGAGCUGAAGAGUGAAGGCCUGGUCCUUUCCCUGGAAGAGCAGCUCAGAGACUUGACCUUGUCCGAAUUCCAUAACUCAGAGCCGUCUGCCUCCAUUUCCCUUAAUGGCAAAUGCUUCAAUGUGGAGCUUUUUGACGACAGGAGAGAGAGCACCAAGAUUUCAUCUCUGUUGGCAGAAUUGGAGGCAAUCCGAAGAAAUUCAGGGUCCCAAAAGAGUGUCAUCGUCUCUCAGUGGACCAGCAUGCUGAAGGUUGUAACCUUGCACCUUAAGAGGCAUGGACUGACUUAUUCCACCAUUGAUGGCUCUGUUAACCCCAAACAGAGAAUGGACUUGGUGGAGGCAUUUAACAAAUCCAGGGGCCCUCAGGUUAUGCUAAUCUCUCUCUUGGCUGGAGGCGUUGGUCUAAACCUGACUGGAGGAAACCAUCUUUUCCUUCUGGACAUGCACUGGAAUCCGUCACUUGAAGAUCAAGCUUGUGACCGAAUUUACCGAGUAGGGCAGCAAAAAGAUGUUGUCAUACACAGAUUUGUUUGUGAGGGAACAGUGGAAGAGAAGAUCUUGCAGCUCCAAGAAAAAAAGAGAGAUCUGGCCAAACAGAUUCUAUCAGGAACUGGAGAAGUUGUCACCAAGCUCACCUUGGCCGAUCUCAAAGUCCUUUUUGGCAUCUAACUUCCUGUUUAUGGAGCUCAGAAUAGUGCCAUUGUCGGUUUGUAUUAGGAUCUGGGGAGAAUGACCUAACCCUGGUCCUUUGAGCUCUCGUUGGCAUUCAGUUUCACCUUCAAGCCCACCUCAAAGUGAGGAUCGGUUACCAUGUUAACCACUUGGUUAACCAGUCAUGUUAAUCAAUCAACGUAUUUAAUGUGUGACAUAGAAACCAAUAAAUUACUUCAGAUAAGAGAAAAUGCUUUAGAGUUAGAGAAUUUGGAAAACAGCCCUGGGAGAGUUGUACCUAAGCUUCAGUAAAAGCUCAAAAAGCCCUCUGUUGCUUUUCUCUUCUCAGCUGGUGGGGACCCAACGUUACUGCCUUUUCUAACACAGGCUCCAUCCCAUCUCUUCAUCUCCUGCCAAUGAGGCUGCUCAUAUAACCAUCUCUUUAUGGGCUGAGCAGAAGCAGCUCUCUGCGUAAUAUGUAGAUGAGACUACAUUUCCUAGUCUUCACUGCAGUUACCUGGGUCCAUAUUACUGAGUUCUAAGUCAGUGGAAUAUGGAGAGAAGUGAUGUAAGUCAUUUCUUAUCUGCCUUUCUGAAACCUUGCAAGUGAUUCUUUGUGCUGUUUCUUCUCUUGUUGGCCCACUGAAUACAAAGGAACUGAUGGAUGACUGCAGGGCCCUAGAGACUUGUGAAGCCACUAGGUCAGAGAUUCUUAACCUACUGCUGGCCACGGACCCCUUGGCAGACUGGUAAGCCUCAGUUCCUGAACGACAUCGGAACAAAGCUUCCUGUGUGUGCCUCCCUUCUCACCCUAGCUCACCUACAUUGGACUAUGACAUGAUCAAGAAAUAAUUUUUUUUAAAACCAUGAGACUUGGGUGUUUGUUUGUAUAGCAGUUUGUAUCCUGACUAAUACAAACUCUUGAGAAUUUCUUACUUUGGGAAACUAUUCAGAUUCCCUUCUUCCCGUUGGCACUUACUCAGCUAAUUUCUGCUAGAAAGAAUUGUAUUUCUUCCUAGAAAGAACUGUUGCCCUCCUUUGAGUUAGGAUUAGGUGACAAAGCCCUGUGUUAAGCCAGUCACAGUAUGGGCUGAGGCACUGGGGCCUGUUUAAGCAAAGGUGCCCUCUAAGGACAUGGUCUAAAGGCCCACAGAGGCAAAGACAGGUGGCCUGGAAGGAAGAGUUCUGACUUAACUCUACUUCCAGGUUCACCUUAGCUGGGGUGUAGCCUUGAAAAAAUCAUUAACUUCUCUACACUUUGGUUUCCGCAUUUGUGGUAGGCAUUGUUUUUAGAACUUCGGCAGCUGUAGUGAAGUCCCUGGGAAAAUCAGGAAAUGGAGGAUGUAAGAUUACCUUUCGGGAGUUACGCUGUAGGAUCAACACACCAGGGCAAAGGGAGUGUCACCUGAGAAGCAGUGGCUCCCAGGCCAGCAAGAACGUACAAACCCUGCCUCUGCUGUUUGCUGACUGUCUGGUGUUCAGCUAGUUGCAGAUUCCCCAGGCACCUCAGUUCUUUCAUCUGUAAGAUGUGAGGAUUAGCAUACAGCUCACUGUGCUCCCCUGGCAACUUAGCAACACACAUACACACCAUAGCCCAUGCAACCAGAUCGACAGAUGGGUCAUGUCAGUCAGAAGGCAUGUUAGGUGAAUACUGUCAGUGUCCUUUCCAGGUACUGUUUAGGAGAGAGGCAGUGUCAACUUCGAGGUUCAAGUAUUCUUGCUUUUAGUCUGAGGAUGGUUGCAGGGAUUAUAACCUACAAUCUUCAGAUAUUCAGAGCCCACUGACCAAUGUAAUCUACUCUGAUAUUCCUUCUCGUAUCUUAAAUAUUUUCUCUAGUGUUCCUCAUUCUGAUUCUAAGCUAGCAAAGCCACUCAGUCUUGUCUUGGGUAGGUGUUCCUGUAACAGGGAGAUGCUAUCGAUGUGAGGCAGAUACAGCAAAAAUUGGAACCACUGUCAUACCAGACAUGCAUCCUUCAGUCCUAGCCCUGGGGUGGAAAUGUCUCAUGAAUUAUAAUAUAAGUAGCAUUCUGGUGUCUGUCUCAGGCUCACGUUCAUUUUAGUUACCGUGAGUCCAUUUCUUAAGGUCAGGGCAUGACAAGGUGGGUCUCUGCACCCUCUAGCAGUGGGCAGCAUCCCACAAUGUAGUGAUCUAAUUGAGGUGCUGCCCUAUGAAUUCUGCCAGUGUCAACCAGCCUUCCCUUAUGUGACACCGUAACGGUCAGAUUUUCUUUUUACAUCUCUCUGCCUACCUCAGCAGACUUAGGCAAGAACAGUAAAUGCUUUGUUAGCCAUGAAGUGCCAUCCGAACGCUAGUGUUAUUGCUGUGGGACCAGGUCUCGGAAUAUGAGAAUAAAAUUGAAGCAUGGGUGCAGCUGAAAGAGCCAGAUGGUGAACAUCUGUCACCAAAGUGCAACAUUGCUGAGCACCCAGUUUACAAGGUAUUUCUUAUGUGACAGAGCUGCCUUCAUGGAAGGUUUAUAGUUUGACUUCUCUUUGGCAGUGUUAAUCAAAAAAGGGCAUCGUGCGCGCCAUGGCUGGAUGGAACCUAGGCCCUUUAAAGCCUUACCAAGGACUCCUGUUGCCAUCCAAUUAUUAUGAACACAGUAGGUAGAAUGAUGUCUUUGUGGGACAUGACCCCUUCCUCUAGCACUCAUGGAUGUGAUCUGGAAUGGCUACGUAUAAAUACUGGGCUCUUUCCUCUCUCUGGUUGUCUUGUGCAAUGAAGUAGCUUCUGCAGGGCUGAAAGACGAGGCCAGAUUAUCCUGCACAGAUAGUCAUGGAAAUGCCAGUGCUCGGUGUGGCCCCUCUGGUGUUCUGAAAUCUUGAUAUCUACCAUAAUGCCUUGAGAGAAUUUGGGUUUACAGAGUGGGAUAUGGUACUGCUAUUUGCUAUGUAGCAUCUAGCCCUAGAGAAAGCCAGAAAGAAUUAAAAGGCAUUCCUUCAAGCACAAAGAGAAUUACAAUAAGAAUUUAGAAUUUGUAGGCAUAUGAUCUCGAUUAAAAUGUUUUCAUAGGUAAAAAUGAAAUUAGCAUCAGUUAUAGUACAAAGUACCACUGGAGUGAGUAGCCAGGGGACGGGGAUGGAAAUGAAAGAACGGCCUAACCCUUAGCAGGGAACAGGGAAGAUGAUAUCUUCGCUAGCUUGAGUCCUUUUUACCAGAAUGCUUAGCUAAAUCUGCGUGUAGGAAGAGAUUACAUAUGAAAGGAAGGAUGGGAAGAAUACUUUUACUGCUUAAUUAUUCAUACAUUAAUUUAAAAUCAUAUAUUAAACAUGCCAGGGCACUCCUGGGCACUGAAAAUGUAAGGAUAAGCAAAACCCCAAACAGUCCCUGUCCUCCUGAGGCUUCUAGCCUAGAAGGGGAGACAGGCAUUAAUCAGAUCAUCACGUGUGGCUGCGAAGUGGCCAUUGUGAUGAGUGCUACAGUGGCGGGGGAGUCCGCGUGGCUGGGAGGGCUUAGAACAGGGAUUUGACCUAGUUAAGGGGGACUUCUCUGAGGAAGUGUUGAAGGAAUUGAAAUCAAUAUGUAGAAGCUAAUAAGGCGAAGAGUGAAACACCUCUUCCUAUAUUCUGCUUUUAAUUAGCAUUCACUUCACCCAACCACCUCUUAAUUGAGAAAAGCCUAACACAUAGGUAUACAUCCUCUGGAGUAAAGCUGAGUGACUGCUGCAUUUUAGAGAUUAGAGAAUGGGUGGGCUGGCAGGUAUGUGUGUAUGUUUGUUAUCCAGGACGGCCCAGGUGUUUAUCCAGUUACAACAUCCCAGGGGACGGAGGCUGUAAUUUGCGGCCCGUUUUCUCCUCCCUGUAACACCAGAGAUAUAACUUACGUCCUGCUGCUGCACCUUGUUGAUGCUUCAGUGCUCACAACUCAAAGGUGGUUUCUGAAGCACUUUGUUACGCUGGGGGCAGUUCCUAAAUCCUAAGACUUCUUUUUGUCCUCACCUUGGAAUAUUGGGCUCUGCAGAUCAGUCUUGCUUUGCCAAGUCUUUCAGCUAGGUUUACACUCCACUGUAGCACGGAUCAAAUACCAGCCCCACUCCACCCACCCCCCACCCCACCCCCCGCACAAACUUUAAAUAUCUGUAGUGGAACUGUUACCAUUAAUAUUGCUUAAAGGCUAGGGCAUUUGCCAGAACCUAGGUAUCUUAUAGAUAUUUUCUGUUGCAAUAGAACUUCAGCUACAGUAGAGUUAUCCAAUUACCAAAAGCUUUUUCCAACUGAAAUAAAUGAUAAGCUUUUUAUCCUCAGUUCUGAAAUCUGAUUCAUUAAAAGACACAUGGGGCAAAAUGAUGUAAAACAACAAGCUUCUUCAUGGCAAGCAAUUCCCUAGAUGUCUGAGGUAAUUGGAAAAUUCAAGGCUGGUCCCUAAGGUGCAUAUAAUUUAUCCAACAGUUUUGAGAGAAGGCUGAGGUUUUUUUCCAAGUGGUAUUUGGUUGAAGGAAAAAUGUCAGUCGGAGGGAAGGGAAGUCUGGCCUGUAGAAACAGAUACCAAGGAGAUCCAAACCAAAAAUUCUACCAAUUAGAUCUUUAUUCAUUCAACAAAAUAUUGAUUAAGCCUCUACUAUGUGCCAGAAACUGUCUUCCAUGGGGAUAGUAUAGUGGUCAAUAAAUGUCAAAUCCCUGCCUUCAUAGACCUUACGGUCUAGGAUAAGAGGACAGACAAUAAAGAAAUAGAAUAUACAUAUGUUAGAUGGUGAUGAAGCAGACUAAGGAUGAUACGGAGUCUUGGGGUGGGGAGCUGCUAUUUUAUACAGGGUAGUUAGGGACCUCUCCAAUAAGAUGGUGUUUGACAAAGGAGCAGAAACCUGAGGAAAAUGAGAGAGUGAAUCAUGUAGGUAUCCGUGAGAAGGGCAUUCCAGGUGGAGGGGCAGUGAUUGUAAAGGCUUCAAGACAGAGUUUGAGGGGCCCCAGGCAGUCCAGUUUGGCUGGAAUAGAGUGGUGGGGGUGGGGGGAUGGGUAGGAAAGAGAGAAGAGCAAGGAUCCAGGUGCUGCAGGGUCUUACAUGCUGAUGUAAAGGCUGUUCUGAGUAAGAUGGGAGGCCUUUGGAGGUUGUCGAGCAAGACGAGUGACACGAUCUGAUGUAUUUUAAAAGGACUGUUGGGUGGAGAAUAGACUGUAGACAGUUGAGAGUGAGAGCAGAGAGACUAGUUAGAAGGCCAUUGCAAAAGUCCAGGUGAGAAAUCAUGGUAUCUCAGACUGGUGUGGUUAGCAGUGUAGGCAGAGAGCAGUGCUCAGCAGAUGUAUUUUGAAGGGAUGGCAGAUAGGAUUUGCCAGUGGAUUGGACGUAAUGCCUGAGAGGGGAGUCAAGGAUGUUUCCAAGGUGACUGGCUCCACCCCCUGUAAGAGUGGAUUUGGACAUUCCUUUCAAAGAGAUGGAGAAGACUGCAGGAAAAACACUUUGGUGCUGGUGGUCAGUUGGGCAGUGAGAAUUGGAAAUUGAGAGUUCUGUUUUGGACAUCUUAAAGAUGAGGUGCCUAUGAUACAUCCAAGUGGAGAUGUUAAGUAAGCUCUUGGAUAGAACCAUAUGGAGUUUGGAGCUGGAGAUAAAUUUAGGAGUCAUCGGUAUAUAAAAGGUACUUAAACUCAUGAGAGGAUGAAAUCACCUAGGAAGUGGGGGGGAAGAUAAAAAUGCAGGAACUAAUCCUUGGAGCUCUUAAAUGUGUAGAGACUGGAGAGAUGGAGGAACUAGAGAAAGGAAGUCAAUGAGAUAAGUGAUUAAGAAGAGUGAUGCGGGACUUCCCUGGUGAUACAGUGAAUAAGAAUCUGCCUGCCAGUGCAGGGGACACGGGUUCAAUCCCUGGUCUGGGAAGAUCCCACAUGCCACGGAGCAACUAAGCCCGUGCACCACAACUACUGAGCAUGUGCUCUAGAUCCCGCGAGCCACAACUACUGAGCCCUUGUGCCACAACUACUAAAGCCCACGCGCCUAGAACCUGUGCUCCACAACCACAACAAGAGAAGCCACCGCAAUGAGAAGCCCGCGCACUGCAACAAAGAGUAGACCUGCUCAGCGCAACUAGAGAAAGCCCGUGCACAGCAACAAAGACCCAAGGCAGCCAUAAAUAAAUAAUAAAUAAAUAAAUAGAUAGAUAGAUAAAUAAAUAAAUAAAGUUUUUUAAAAAGAAGAGUGAUGCCAGAUAAACCAAGUGAAGAAGAUCUUUCUUGGAGGGGAAAGUGAUCACCUGUGUUAAAUGCUGUUGAUAGGUCAAAGAGGAUAAAGAUCAAGAACUGACCAUUGGAUUCCAUAACAUGGAUAUUACAGGUGACCUUUACAAGAGCUGUUUCAGUGGAGUGGUGAGGAUUAAAGACUGGGUUAGAUCCAAGAGAGAAUUCAAGGAGGGGAAGUAGAGAUAGCAAACAAUUUUUUUUUUUUGAGGUCUUUUUAAAGGGAAGCAGAAAAACGGAGCAGCUGUCAGAGGGGGAUGAAAAAAUUCUUAUGGACUGAUCUGUGUUCCCUGCAAAUUCAUAGAUUGAAGUCCUAGCCCCCAAUGUGACUGUAUUUGGAGACAGGGCCUUUAAGGAGAUAAUUAAGGUUAAAUGAGAUCAUAUGGGUGAACCCUAAUUCAGUAGGAUUGGUGUCAAUAAGAAGAGGGAGAGACAUCAGGGAUGCAUGUGCAGAAAAAAGGCCACGUGAUGAUACAGGAGAAGGUGGCCAUCUGCAAGCCAGGGAGAGGCCUCAGGAGAAACCAGUUCCGCUGGCACCUUGGACUUCCAGCCUCCAGAACUGUGAGAAAAGAAAUUUCUGUUGUUCAAACCACCCAGUCUGUGGUAUUCUAUAUGGCAGCCCUAGAAGUCUCAUAUAAAAAUCAAGGGAAAUUUGUUUUUUAAGAUAGGGAAUAUUGUAGCAUGUUUAUUUUCUGAAAUUAGCAAUCCAGUAGAGGGGGAAAUUACUGGAGCAAUGUUCCUGGGUUGUAGAGGUGGAAUGAGAGCUCAUAUAAAAGUUUGCUUUUGAUAGGCAUAUAGGUAGAUUUGUAGAUAUGGUGGGAAGGUCAGGAAAUUCUCUUCUGAAUUCUUCUGUUUUCUUGGUGAAAUAGGAAGCAAGAUCAUAAGUGGAGAGGGGAAGUGCAGUACAAAUUGCAAUUUGAGGAGAAGAAAGUAGGAAAUACAAUUGUCUAGAAGAGUGGAGAAUAAAUGGACUAGAGACAUGUCAGACUACCGGGCAAUGCUAAGAGCCCAUCAAGAUCAGUGGUCAUAGAUUUAAAGGGAGACUAGUCAUCAUACAUUCGUGUUCUUCUCCAGGGUCAUUCAGUUGGGUUAGAUGGAGAUCUGGAUCUAAUCUGGGGUUUUGCCAAGCAAAAAGGACAGGGGGAGACUACAUGCAAGAGUGUGAUGAUGCUCUGUACAGUCUAAACUGAGUGAGGAUGAAGGAAAGGACAUGAGGCUGGGGAGGGUAAUAGUGGGAAGGUGGUCACUGCACUGGGGAUUCUAGGGAGGUAGAAGAAUUAGUAGAGUCAGGUGGGGGAGCUGGAAAGAUGGGAGGUCAUGGUUGCAGGAUGCUUGAAAUUGAGGUUAUGCAGAGGGAUCAGCUGGAAUCGAGGUCUAGGGUAUGACUGACUGCUGCGUGAGGGAAAAAAGAACCUUAGAGUCAUGGAGUUAAGAUGUCUUCGUGGCUAUUGAAUUAUUCUAAGACUGAUGAGGAGGAGUACUGGAGUAGCAGCAAGUUUGGUGCUAAAAUCUUCAAGGAAGAAGGGGGAAUGACUCGGGGCUCUGUGGAUGGCUGAACCACGUAGGGGUAACAGCUUGCAUAAAGGCCUGAGCUUCAAGGCUGGCCUUUUUUAAAGGAGGCGGAAUAAUGGUCUAGAACGGGAUUUCUCGACAGCAGCGCUAUUAACGCUUCACACUGAAUAAUUCUUCAUUGUGGGAAGCUGGCCAGAACUGAGCAUAAGCAGCAUUUCUGACUUCUACCCAAGAGAUGCUAGUGGCACUCUGCCCCCAGCUGUGGCAAGGAAAAAUGCCUGAGACUUUACUAAACAUCCUUGGGGGACAAAUUCACAUCAGUUGAUAACCACUGAUCUUAAAGCAGCGGUGCUGAGCUAAAGGACUCCUACCUGACCUCUGGGCCCAGUGAUUAUGAGGAGUGAGGAAGAGCAAAUAAUAAUUUCAGAGGGUUACAGGGCCAUCAGGGUCUUCUGGGAAUAUCAGAUUUUGGUCAGAGAGGGGGCUGAAGGGAAUCUUUCCAGAAAAUAUAAGUAAAUAUCUCCAUAUUUACAGCUACAAUGUAACUCACGUCUAUCAGCCUUAAGGAGGAAAUGUUUCCAGGAUGACCUGACAGUGUGUUUUGUCUAAUUAUUUCACUUCCUUUGCCUGACCCAAUUCACCAUUCCAAUGAGUUACUUCUUAAUGGAUCUUACAUUGCAGAUUUCAAUAAUUAUAUUUAAUACAUGCUGAGUUUUUGCUAUAUAAGAAAUCAAGUGUCCCAGAAGAACACACAAACUAUAUACAGUGAAGACCACGGCAGGGCUGGGGCACCAGUGCUGUGUACUUCCUCUCCCAAGAAUCCUCUUCAGUUAAGCAGGCAUGCUCUAGGAGUCAAAGCUUCUAGUUAACUUCCUAGGUAUACAGGCAAAACUGAAGACGGUUCUUUAAAAGACAAAGAGGGUGAGAGAUAUGAGGACGAGGAAGGUAUCUGGAUCGCCUGGCAUGAGUACAUCUGCAAGGAAUUUAUGAGGUCCUAUUUCAGCAGCAUUCCCCUUUAUUUACUGACUACGUGUCUGCCCCUGACCACACAGUAAUCUUCUAGGCUCUGGGGUUACGAGAUGAACAUGGUGUAGAGGGGAAGUGGCGGACCUCCACCUAAACAGCAAUAUCACAUUAUAAUCCAUUUAAAGUGUGCUAGCAACAAGUGGAUACGAGGAAAGGAGGUUUUUAUUCUCUGAGGGAAAUAUCUAACACGUAGCUCAGGGAGAAAUAAGAACGUUAUACAUCAAAAAGUGAGGAACUAAAUUACCCCCGUGAGCGCUAAAUUCCAAUGGCAUGGGUACCUCCAUGUCUGUACAAAACAGAAAGGAGCCUCCUUGGUACAGAAAGGACAUUUUUUUUUUUUGAGGGGGUGAUACAAAGUUUUUCAAUUAGAUUUUUCUGUUUACAACUGAGAUCACAUCUACAUACUAUAUUGCUAGUCUACAUGAGUACAGUUUUUCUAACAAGUUUAUUAGACUUACAGUGAAUGGGCUCAGUCAUACAAAAACAUGCACACACUGACACUGUUUUAAAACAGUAAUGCAUACAUUAUACUCCUCCUAUAAAGCCAGCUUUGAUUAACAACUGCUAGUUUCAAAGAUCUGUCUGCUUUUGAAGAUGAACUAAGAUAGACACUAUGAUUCUUGAAUCUAUUUUAGCCAUUUUGUACAGUCGCUCUCCUACUGGACUACAGUAUAUAUGUUUUAAAAGGACACUAAUGAGGGGCACCAUCUGGUAUUAACUUUAACCAGACAGCUGACUGCCUCCCCUCCCCCAAAGACCUUUGGCCACGAAGAAGAGAAACGUAGCGUGGUCUCUGGUGCUCGACCACCUGGACGUACAAUCAGUGAGUAACACAAAAAGGUACUUGGACUCGAAGGUAUAACAUAAGGCACUUUGUUUUUAAUUCCAUCAGUUUCUUCAGAAUUAAGGUCAGGGGUUCUCUGGUGAUCUGAAGCCGUGCUGGCCUCAGCUAUGACCACAGACCCAGGAAGCCGUCAGAGGGCCACCGUCCUCAGUACACUCCUCGCUGCGCUCUGCCCACCUGCCCAUGCACAUUCUGACUUCUCGGUAAACUUCCCACAGCACGACCAGUGGGGGCGCCCCGGGUGGCCUUUGUGUCCGUGGCCACAGCCUAGGUACCCACCUGCAUGGUUCAAAGAGGAGAGGGGAGAACCACCAUUAGAGGAAAGUCCAGCAGUUACCACGGAAAUUAAUGCUCCUGGCGACAUUCAGACUCAUGGACGUGAAAACGUCUAAUAAAAACCCGGAGAGAGGAACAAGCUAUUCGGUGCCUCUGUAGUCAGGGGAACUCUCAAGACUGAUGACAGCAAAUCAAUUAAGGUUCGCUGAAGUUCUAAGAAGAGUGUUAUUUUAACACUGCUAACUCAAGGAGAAGAACUGGUUUGGAUUUUAACUGUAACAUAAUCUAGAUGAAAGGGAAGUGCAGAGUGGUGGAAAUAAACAAAAUAGAUCCUGAAGUGUUUAUAUGAGAGUUUACAAGAGCCUAUCUUAAGGCCCACCAUUGGAGUAAGGAUACCACAGAAUACUGAAAAUAAUUAGAUCUCUUGCCUGAGCUGACCCUCUUGCCCACCCACCCUGCCCCCAAGAAAAGAGCCAGACCUGGUUCAGUUAAUUUAUUCAUCUGUUCUCCCAUCCCUGCCUUGUUUGGAAUUUCUCUAAGGUUUUAAAAGGAACGGAGCGGGUUUACAUCUUAGACACUGCUCAGGCUGUUGGAAAGGGUACAGGCUGAAAUCGAGCAUUCUGGGAGAAGCACAGGGCUCCUAGGAUUAGUGAACUGUAUCAAAACUAAAAAACUCAGAACUUUGCAGCUUGCUAUUUCAGUUUCCAGAACAAGAAGCUUUAAAUGAAACUUUUAGAACUGUGAUAUAUUUAUACGCACAGACUGCAUUCCUAGAAACAAAGCCUAAGUCUGAACACCCCGAAGCUGGUCGCUGUGGUAGUUGAUCCCGCUGCCAGGAGACAGCAGCAGAGGGAGAGCGAGGGCUUUCAGGAGCGACUGGUUCUCCUUACCCGGCAUGGUGCCUCCACAUGCGCAGCGAGCAGUCUUCUGGCCUCCGCUGGAGCAGAACGUGCAGCAGUGAAACACGCCUGGGUGUGAGCGGUGCCGUUUCCUCACGGUCACAGCGAAUGGUACUGUGUAUUGUGGCAAGUUUGUUUUCUCGGUCCAGUUGGAUGAUGAUCCUUAUGCCUCAGUGAUUUGGAGGAAAAGUGAAAUAAUGUUUGUAAAAACACCUAACCCAGGCUUCCCUGGUGGUGCAGUGGUUGGGAGCCUACCUGCCAAUGCAGGGGACACGGGUUCGAGCCCUGGUCCGGGAGGAUCUCACAUGCCGCGCAGCGGCUGGGCCCAUGUGCCGCAACUACUGAGUCCGCGCGCCACAACUACUGAGCCUGCGUGCCACGGCUAUCAAAGCCCGUGUGCCUAGAGCCCGUGCUCUGCAAUGGGAGAAGCCACUGCGAUAAGAGGCCCGCGUACCACAAUGAGGAGUAGCCCCACUCACCACAACUAGAGAAAGACUGUGCGGAGCAAUGAGGACCCAAUGCAGCCAAAAUAAAUAGAUAAAAUAAAUAAAUUUACAAAUAAAUAAUUAAUAAAUUUUAAAAAAACACCUAACCCGUCUGACAUCCUGUAAUUAGGCAAAAGCAGCAAGUGGCUAUUGAAUAUGAGUCUUCCUGUGGCACAGACCACAAGCCUAACAAUCAUGAUGCUCUAUGGUGUUUUAUUGUCCUUGUCAGUGUUGAUUUCUGGUUGGGGGAAACCUCUGACAGCUCGAAUGUCAGCAGAGAUUCUGCUGGACGUGUUGAGUAUUACCCAAUUUUUAAAAAUUCAUAAUCUCUACACCAGAACGUGUUACAUGUAUCUGUGGAGGUAACAGACAAGCAUAUAUGUAUAAACAGAGUAGAGAAUUAUCUGGGCAGAUGGUUAGGCAGAGAGAUGACUGGUCAGUCAAGAAGAGAGGGCAUGACUCUCCCAAUGGUGUUCCAGUAAGUCCAUGUCUGGUCAUAGUCUGAAAAAGCUGGAAUAUCCUGAGCUAGAUGAUAUUGCUCGAACGUGUGUAUGCUUGUCCGCUGGUAGAUUGGCCCCUCUGAUCAAGGCAUCUUUCCCAAAUUAAGAAUUCCAACAAACUGGGAGAAUGAUAAAAUACAAGCACAAUUGCCAGGAGGUAAAGUAGGGAUAGAGAGUUCUUAAUCGUCACCAGCAUCCUCUCGUAAGAAUAAGAGCUGCAAAAUCUGGGCCAUUUCUAAAGUGAGAUGAAAUAAGAAAGAAGAGAAUCCUGUUCAAGGCCUCUAUACAGCUGAUCCUGUGAGAAAUGUCUCCACAUCCUAAGAUGACAAAACCCAGGGGGGCCAGGGUGAAAGGAGGUCAGGGAAGCACAGGUAAGGUCUCACUCACCUGCACGUGUUGUUCCUUGACACAGACGAACACAGUAUAGAUGCCAGGUUCCUUGGGGGUAUAGGAAACGUAGUAUGUCCCAUCCUUGUUAUCGUGGACCAUCGUUUUGACUGGACUGGAUGGAGGUAAGAGUUCAAAAAUAUCACUCAUUCUCACAAGCCUGCUUCAGUUGCCCACUAUUUUAGGAUAUAAACUCUACACCAGCGGUCCCCAACCUUUUUGGCACCAGGGACUGGUUUCGUGGAAGACAAUUUUUCCACGGAUGGGGGGAUGGUUCGGGCGGUAAUGCGAGCGAUGGGGAGCAGCAGAUGAAGCUUCACUUGCUCACCCGCCGCUCACCUCCUGCUGUGCGGCCCGGUUCCUAACGGGGCUGCAGACCCCUGCUCUACACCAUAAAUCCAGUAUUAAUUUUAAAUGUCCCCCAAGCGGGAUGUAUCUUCUACUUGUCUCGGAAAUUAAUUUUACAACAGAAGGUAAGCAACAUAAAUGCUGAUUUAAUCUGAUGUUCUGACGAAUUCCCUGAAAGCGUCACUGUGUUCUCUCCCCUCAGCUUCUGUUGUACCCUCCUGCCCUUCGUCCUCCCUCCUCCCUCCUCUAAUUCCAGAGACGUAUAACUUUGCUCCCAGAACAGUUUAGUAGCAAAGUGAGGCUGAAUUUUGAGAAGGGCGCCAUUCAGUCUAACACGGAAUAUUUUUCAGUCUAUUUGAAGCUUGGGAUGAAGACAGUCUGAGGGGCAGAUCAGACCUUUGGGAGAGAAUUGAAUACAGGCCUAAAACCCACACAAGGAAACACAUCUGGUCCACUUGGUCCUAUUGCACUUUUCAAUGGCAUCAUGGGGAGGUAGGCUGGAACUACUGCAGUUACAGCCCCACUACUGCAAAGGACCUCGGGUUUCCAGUCGCAUCACCGCUCAUUACCUGUGACGCCUGAGUGUAUAAUACAAACCUGUCUUUCUUAUCUUUAGGGACUACUGCGACUUGAAUGUUCUCUCCUCCCCUGCCCAUGCUCUCUCCUGCUGCAUCCUUACAAAUGACGGUGAAAGAGACUGUCUGUUUCUCGCGGGCUCUGUGGAGAUCUGCGGAAGAUAAACACUCCAUCCUCACCUCAAAGGCCAACUGCGGUGACUGUAUCCCCAGAUCAGACACCAUCUUGCCUUUUCUCUUUAGAACAAAAGGUUGUGUUUCCAGUUUCCUCCCUUUCUUUUCUCCCAGGCAUACCUCUUGGGAGUCGCUCCCGGUGAGCCUGCUUCUGUCUCAGCCAGCAGCUGCUCUUGGAUCAUAUAGGAUCCUGGACCUUAAUUUCAGCCUUAAGGAAGCUUUGAAAAUACUCAGGUUUGAGGUAUGUAUUCAGAGAAAAAAACCUCUGGACACCGUGAGAGAGGCUGGUAACCCCAAACUACCCUCUCUGAGCUGCAGAUCCUGCUGGAAGAGGCAGGGGGUACAGGGUGACCACCUGGGACUCUUCAUGCUGUGAAGUCCUCCACAGCGUGGUAGCUGUGCCAUGGUGUUGGGGGCAUAUUCAAUAGCUACAGCCUCUGGUCCGGAAGUCAGAUGAAACAGGCUUCUUAACCUGGGGUUCGUGAACUACUGUGAGGCCUUAUGAAGGGUCUAAGAAUCUCCUGAAAUUGUAUGCCCAAAUUAAUGGGUGUUUCUUGGGGAGAGAUCAUUCUCAAAGGGAUCUGUGACCCCCGAACAGGUAAGAAUUCCUGUGCCAGUUAGGAUGACUCUACAGUAGAGUCUUCCUGUGAGGACUGAUCUGUGAAAUAUAUGUUUGAUCAAUGUGGUCAAAAGAAAUUGUUUUUCCCCUC